UUUUUUUUUUUCUUAUGAAAUGAGUCUGCAAAACAUUGUAAUAAUAAAAAUGUUGAAAUAAGUUACAGAUAAAACUAAGUCUUUUAUUUUUAUUAUUAAAUCAAAAGGAUAAUAUUAUCACAUUAAUUGUAAAGCAUGUUCCUGAUUUCAUUACAAAUUCAAAUGAUUUAAGAAAUAAGUAUUUUAGUCCGUAUAAGCCUCUUGAUAUACGAUUUAUGGAAAGUCAAGCAAUGCCAGGUUUUGUAUUUUUGGAUUUUCCUGAUAGGAAAGCAGCUGAAGAAGCAUAUAAUGAAUUAAAAAAAAUCAACUUUGGUUUGUAUUUUAAGCAAGUUUUUGUAGAAUAUGCGAAACCGAAUCCAAAUAGACAAGAAAGUAUCAUGCAUACAUUAACUGCAGAAGAAUUAGGGACGACUGCUAAUCCAAUAUCGGAAUCUCAAGGUAUUUUAUAUCCGCCUAACCCACAUUUAAAGUACUAUUAUCCUGAUCCAACGCCUGCUAUUUUAACAAAUAUGAUGUAUGCUAUCGGUUCUGUACCUAGACUAUAUACUCAAGUACUCCACUUGAUGAAUAAACUUAAUAUGCCUCCUCCAUUUGGCUUUGCAGAGAAAGAAGCAAAGCCUUCGAUACUAAAACGAAAGCACGACGAUUUAUUAUCAAGUGAUGAAUCAGAAAUAGAAGAUGAUACCCAAUCAGAAGAAAUUUCAGUUAAAUUACAAGAAGAAAAGGUAAAGCAAGCUCGACUCGCUCGAAUAGCAGCUGAAAAACAAAAGUUAGCGAUUAAAAGUGCAAAUAGUCAACAAACACAGUCACAUCAACAUCAACAUUUAAAGCAAAAGUUAAAAAUUGUAGUUAAUAAUACGCGAUUAAAUGAAGAACAAAAGGCAAUUCGAGAUAAAUGUAAACCUUUGUCAGAACUCAUACAUCUUUCAGCUUUCAAAAACUAUGAAGCAGGUGAACCUAGUUCAAAACUAUAUAUCAAAAAUCUAAGUAAAAAAACAACUCAAGAAGAUUUAAUUCAACUCUUUUCUAAAUUUUCAAAGGACAUUGUAGUUGAUUUAAAGUCAAAAGGUAGAUUAAGAGAUCAGGCCUUUAUUAGUUUUCAGGAUCCAGAUGCAGCUACUUUGGCACUAGAAUGCACAAAUGGUUAUGUCUUAUUGGAUCGGCCUAUAGCUGUGCUUUAUAGCCGGGGAUCAAAGCAGAAAGAAGAACGGCCAUAGUAGCUGCACGGAGUUAAAGAAGACCCUUUUUUCUUUUUAAAAAAAA
Molecule: messenger RNA, 1263 nt
Organism: Cokeromyces recurvatus
Lineage: Eukaryota; Fungi; Mucoromycota; Mucoromycetes; Mucorales; Mucoraceae
Exons: 3
Coding region: 216-1217 (333 amino acids)
Biological process (GO): mRNA splicing, via spliceosome
Cellular component (GO): U12-type spliceosomal complex
Molecular function (GO): pre-mRNA intronic binding; U12 snRNA binding
Source: RefSeq, a predicted model, not a curated record